This is a messenger RNA of Paraphaeosphaeria sporulosa, 765 nucleotides long. RefSeq names its product casein kinase II subunit beta. Gene Ontology annotation, cellular component: protein kinase CK2 complex; cytoplasm. The transcript has 3 exons. The coding region runs from base 1 to 765 and encodes 254 amino acids. Lineage: Eukaryota; Fungi; Ascomycota; Dothideomycetes; Pleosporales; Didymosphaeriaceae. The record is from RefSeq and is a predicted model, not a curated record. Gene Ontology annotation, molecular function: protein kinase regulator activity.
AUGGACGACUUCAAUAGCGAAACCGACAGCGACUACACCAGUUACUGGCGGGACUGGUUUAUAUCCUCGCGCGGCAACGAGUACUUUUGCGAGAUCGACGAAGAGUACCUCACAGACCGCUUCAACCUCACCGGCCUCAACACAGAAGUCCAGUACUACCAAUAUGCCCUCGACCUCGUUACCGAUGUCUUCGACUUCGACUGCGACGACGACAUGCGGGAGCAGAUAGAAAAGUCUGCGCGCCAUCUGUACGGCCUGGUGCACGCGCGGUACAUAGUCACAACCCGGGGCCUCGCCAAGAUGCUCGAGAAGUUCAAAAAGUCCGACUUCGGCAAAUGCCCACGCGUCAUGUGCGACUCGCAGCCGCUCCUCCCCAUGGGCCAGUCCGACAUCGCCAACUCGUCCCCCGUCAAGCUCUACUGCGCCCGCUGCGAAGACCUCUACAACCCAAAGUCCUCGCGCCACGCCAUCAUCGACGGCGCCUACUUCGGCACCUCCUUCCACAACAUCCUCUUCCAGGUUUACCCCAACAUGCUACCGCCCAAGACCCAGCGCCGCUACGAGCCCAGGGUCUUCGGCUUCAAGGUGCACUCUGCCGCGGCGCUGGCGCGGUGGCAGGCCGAUGAGCGGGAGAAGCUAAAGGAUAGGCUGAGGGGGGCGCGCAUUGAGAGUGGGUUUGAGGAGGAGGAAGAAGAGGCUGACGAGGAAGAGGAGGACGAGGAGAUGGAGGGUGAUGGCUUUGAGGGCGCGGCCGUGCAGCAGUAG